Ochotona princeps (American pika) is the source of this 1322-nucleotide messenger RNA. RefSeq names its product fatty acid 2-hydroxylase (gene FA2H). Gene Ontology annotation, biological process: lipid biosynthetic process; fatty acid metabolic process. Gene Ontology annotation, molecular function: iron ion binding; fatty acid 2-hydroxylase activity. NCBI's taxonomy places the organism in Eukaryota, Metazoa, Chordata, Mammalia, Lagomorpha, Ochotonidae. The record is from RefSeq and is a predicted model, not a curated record. The transcript has 7 exons. The coding region runs from base 129 to 1247 and encodes 372 amino acids. Gene Ontology annotation, cellular component: endoplasmic reticulum; membrane.
AUGCAAAUGAGCAGGUGCGGUGGCUGCCGGCCCGUUGCGACGGCCCGAGCCUCGGGGAUGUUAGAGGCGCGCUGGGCGGCCGCCGAGCAGACGCCCGGGCUUCGAGCAGCGAGCUCCGGUCUCCCACCAUGGCCCCCGCUCCGCCCCCAGCCGCCUCUUUCUCGCCCGCCGAGGUCCAGCGGCGCCUGGCGGCCGGCGCAUGUUGGGUCCGCCUCGGGGUCCGCCUCUACGACCUCACCGACUUCGCGCGGCACCACCCGGGGGGCGAGCAGCUGCUGCGGGCGCGGGCGGGCCAGGACAUCAGCGCAGAUCUGGACGGACCUCCGCACAAGCACUCUGACAACGCGCGCCGCUGGCUGGAGCAGUACUACGUGGGCGAGCUGCGCGGGGACCCGCAGGAUCCCCCGGAGAAAGAGGCUGCCACCUCCACAGAAACUCAGAAGACAGACCCUGCUCUCGAACCAAGGUUCACAGUAGUGGACUGGGACAAGGACCUGGUGGACUGGAAGAAGCCACUGCUAUGGCAGGUGGGCCACCUGGGAGAGAAGUACGAUGAGUGGGUCCACCAGCCGGUGACCAGACCCAUCCGCCUCUUUCAGUCAGACCUCAUCGAAGCCUUGUCCAAGACUGUCUGGUACAGCGUCCCCAUCAUCUGGCUGCCCCUGAUGCUGUACCUCAGCUGGUCCUACUACCAAACCCUGGCCCGUGGCAACGUUCGACUCUUCACCUCAUUCACAACAGAGUACUCGGUGGCCGUGCCUGAGUCCGUGUUCCCCGGGCUCUUCAUGCUGGGCGUGUUCCUGUGGAGCCUCAUCGAGUACCUCAUCCAUCGCUUCCUGUUCCACAUGAAGCCACCCAGCGACAGCUACUACCUCAUCAUGCUGCACUUCGUGAUGCAUGGCCAGCACCACAAGUCACCCUUCGAUGGCUCCCGCCUGGUCUUCCCUCCUGUGCCGGCCUCCCUGGUGAUUGCCUUCUUCUACGUGACCUUGCGACUCAUCCUGCCUGAGGCGGUGGGGGGCACGUUGUUCGCCGGGGGCCUCCUGGGCUAUGUCCUCUACGACAUGACCCAUUACUACCUACACUUCGGCUCACCCCACAAGGGCUCCUACCUGUACAACAUGAAGGCCCACCACGUGAAGCAUCACUUUGCACAUCAGAAGUCAGGAUUCGGCAUCAGCACUAAAUUAUGGGAUCAUUUUUUCCACACCCUCAUCCCAGAGGAACCCCACCCGAAGACCCAGUGACCGCCCUCACCUGUCCCCCCCACCCCAGCGCCUCCCUCCCGCCCCCAGCCCUGCCCGCGGAACGCCGCUCCUUUU